Messenger RNA from Rotaria sp. Silwood2, 711 nucleotides. The record is from the annotation of a GenBank genome assembly. NCBI's taxonomy places the organism in Eukaryota, Metazoa, Rotifera, Eurotatoria, Philodinida, Philodinidae.
AUGUUUCGAGUACUAAUUUUGUCCAUUGUAUGUUUUGCCAUUGUUAAUGGUAAUUUGAAAGAUGAUAUUAAAGAUAAAGCAUCAGCAACAUUAAAUGAAGGCGAAAAAUUGAAAGAUAAAAUAGUCGAUGGUGUUAAUGAUGGUCUUACUAAUGCUAAAGCUUUUGCUCAAUCAGCUUCUGAUGCUAUCAAUGAAAAUGUUGAAACAUUAAAAGAUAAAGCUGCUGAAACACUUACCGCUGGUCAAAAAGCUGCUGAAAAUGCUAAAGCAACAGCAAGUAAGCAACUUGAUGAAGCUAAAACUGCUGGUGAAAAUCUUCGAAAAAAAGCAAGUGAUAAGAUCGACGAUUUACAAGAUGCAGCUGGUGAUGCUGUUAAAUCAGCCAAGCAAACAGCUGAGAAUGUAGCUAAACAAGCAUCAAAACAAGGUGAAAAACUGAAACGACAAGCUAGUGAUGCUGCUGAUAAAGUUAAGUCAACAGCAAAUGAUGCAAAAACACAAGCUGAAAAACAAAGUGAAGGUCUUCUUAAUAAAGUUUAUAAUGUUCUUACUGAUGUUAAAAGUUCAAUUUUUGAAAGUAUUGGAUUAGCAUCUAAACAUACAGCUGAUCUUACAGAUCAAGCUAAAGAAAAACUUGAUGAACUUUCUGGUAGAGCACAAAAAACUGCUAAACAAGUGAAAAAAGAUGCUAAAGAAACACUUGAUUUAUAA